Messenger RNA from Cricetulus griseus (Chinese hamster), 1217 nucleotides. NCBI's taxonomy places the organism in Eukaryota, Metazoa, Chordata, Mammalia, Rodentia, Cricetidae. The record is from RefSeq and is a predicted model, not a curated record.
GCCCGGGGAGAUGCGGGAGCUGAGCAAGAUGCAGGGCCUCGCGGGUGGGAGCCGGGCUCCCCUGGGCCUGCUCCUGGUCUGUCUGUCUCUGCCAGGCCUCUUUGCACGGAGCAUUGGGGCACCAGAGGAGAAAAUCUCCCCACAGGCGGGAAAACCUUCCUUCGACAGCCUCAAGCUUGGGACGGCUGACUUGGGACAGCCUCAGCCCAAGCCAGACCCUGCUAAUAAUGAACUACCAAGGGCUCUUCCAAGGCUCGCCGAAUCCCCACCAGAUGGCGCCCUACCCGAGGAGGACUCAGAGGAGCUCAGCCAGCCUUCCUUCUGGGAGGGGUCGCCCACGGAGUCCUGGUUCUACGAGGACCCUCAGCCAGGGAUGGAGGCUGCUGCCGAAGACCGCCUGGAGCAAGUGCUGCCAGAAACCCUGCCAUACCUUUCCAGGGGCAGUCCUGGACCUGUGGCUUUCUCUGCAACCGAGGCUUCCGAGGACUCAGAGCCUGAUUCCAGUGCACUGAGAACCGAGGCAGAAGACUUUGCCCAGCACCCAUUCUGGUUUCUCUUCCGCAGGUUGCUGCCUGGUUUUCCCUGGGGGAUCCUAAGUCCUUGGGGAGGUGGAGGGGCGGGAACUGCGUGGGGAAGACGGCCCAUGCCAUACCCUUCUGGAAUAUGGGGUAGCAAUAGUCAGUUAUCAGGUACCGGCUUGGUGGGCAAUGCUCGGUAUCCUCCAGGAAGCUGGGGGGGUAUUGGUUGGAAUCCUGCGGGAAGCUGGGGAGGAAAUGGGUGGAAUCCUGCAGGAAGCUGGGGAGGAAAUGGGUGGAAUCCUGCAGGAAGCUGGGGAGGAAAUGGGUGGAAUCCUGCAGGAAGCUGGGGAGGAAAUGGGUGGAAUCCUGCAGGAAGCUGGGGAAGUAAUGGGUGGAAUCGGCUUCCCCCAGGAGUCCGACCUCCUGGUCCCAAUCGGCUUCCCCCGAGAGUCCGACCUCCUCGCCCCCGGCUUCCCCCAAGAGUCCGACCUCCUCGCCCCAAUCGCCCCAAUCGUCCCAUUCGGCUUCCCCCAAGAGUCCGACCUCCUGGUUCUUCUGGGAACAUCCCAAACCCCAGUUUCCAGUGAGUUCCCCAGAAGCCUCGUCAGGCUGGGUCACACGGUUUCCCCUUCUCGCCCCAUUUUGAUGCUUCCUCUGUUGACCUAAGCUGGUCGCAAAUAAACACAAGCAGUUCUUGAA